Molecule: messenger RNA, 8730 nt
Organism: Podarcis raffonei (Aeolian wall lizard)
Lineage: Eukaryota; Metazoa; Chordata; Lepidosauria; Squamata; Lacertidae
Gene: ARHGEF17
Product: Rho guanine nucleotide exchange factor 17
Exons: 21
Coding region: 627-7433 (2268 amino acids)
Biological process (GO): actin cytoskeleton organization
Molecular function (GO): protein binding; guanyl-nucleotide exchange factor activity
Source: RefSeq, a predicted model, not a curated record
GCCCACCAACCCCGGAGAAUUCCUGCGCAUACUUGGAAGGGCGCUUCUUCGUCUCCUUUGCACUGAGAUGCGGCGGGGGGCUCUCCCGUUGAAUCCGACGGGCCGGCCGGAUUCCUGGGCCUGAAAGUUUGGCGUCGCAACCAUCACCCUCGGCUUUCCUUCCGCUUCUCCAGCGACCGGGAUCUUCUUUCUUCUUCUGGGAAGGAAAAGAACCAGAAGUCCGGAUCGCGGGUGGUGGGGAAACGGCGGUUGCACCUCCUCCGGGAGCCUGGAUCGAGCAAAAGGAACAAGCGAAUCUGCAAGGCUGCCAUCUCCCUUCCUCCCCUUUUUUUGCAUUGUUGCAAAAUCCAGCGCGGGCUGCUGUUGCAGCCGUCCACCCGCCCCGCUUAAAACUGAACUGCAAAACUGUGCGAACUUGCCUGGAAGUUUGGCUGCUGCAAGAUCUGCCUCUCUCUCUCUCUCUGCCGCUUCCAGCCCCCCCCCAAAGGCCGCCCCCACUUUCUUUGCACGGCGGAAAGGAAGCGCGGAUGGGCGCCGGCGCGGUGCCCCGGACGGUUUAGAGAGAGGGGGAGCCAGGAAGGGGGCGAUUCCGGGGGUGGCUUUGGAAAGCUGGGCGCGUAAAAACAAUGGCGGAGGGGGAGGCCGGGAGGAGAAGCCCCCUUUCCCGGAGCGCCUCGUGCAAGCGCCUCGAGAGGUGGAUCGGGCCCGAGGAGCGGGCCGGAGGAGGCGGCGGCAUCGGCGGCCCCCGGGGGGAGCGGGAGGCGGCGGCGCGCCCGGGCGCCCAGCCGUGCCAGGGUCAGCCUCCAAGCGCCAGGGCGCAGCAGCAGCAGCCGCCGUCGCCAGCACAGCCCAUCGGACGGCGAUCGCCCAGCCGAGCUGCGUCUUUCAGCGUCUCCCGCAGCGUCGCCAAGCUCUCGUCUUCCUCGCCUUCUCCCGGGCCGGAUCCUGCUCCUCCGACGCCGCUGCCGGGCGGCCGAGCCCUGCGGAGCCUGUCGCCGUCGGUGCGCCAACUUUCGCGGCGCUUCUGCGCGCCCCAGAGCGAGCCGGGCGCGGGGAGAGGAGGCUCCUCCACCUGCGCCGGGGCCAGGGAAGACCAGGCGGCUCGGCCCGCCGAUGAGACGCCGGCAGCCGCCGCCGCCGCCGAGCAGCCUCCUCCGCCGCCGCCUCCUCGGGGGAAAGGACUGAGCGAGCCCCCCAAAGGCGGAGACGCGGCGCUCGACUGGCCCAGCGUGACCGAGAUGCGCAAACUUUUCGGAGACGGCUUUCGACGGCAGCAGCAGGGAGGCCCCCGAGGCGACGCAGCCGAGGAAGGCGCGGCACAGCGCGCCCCCCAAGACCAAGCCGGGGAGCUGGGGCACCUGCCGGGCAGCAUGGACGGCGCCCCCCGCCUCCUGCCCGAUGGGGCGGCGCCCGGGCGCAGGGAGGAAGAAAGGCCGCGCGUGGCGGAGCAGCGCCGGGAGGCCCCUCCGACGCCUCCCCCGCGCAGCUGCAUCCCCUUUCGGACCCACCGCCUGCCCGCCGGGGGCGCCCCCCGGACCGAGGCGGAGAAGUUGCCGCAGCCGCCGCCACUUCGGGAGAGUUUACAUUCCUGGCAUAGUUGGACGCUGCUGCCAGCUGCCUCCUCGUCCUCUUCUUCCUCCUCCUCCUCCUCUCCAGCCGUCCUUCUCCUGGGCGAAGGUGGAAGCAGCAGCUUCAGGCCAGGGGAGAUUUCCAGCAGCGAGGAGGAGCUGAUGGCCAGGCCCAAGGGGGCCCCUCAGCCGGCUGCCUGCUCCCCCCCUGGCGGCAACGGCUGGCACGGAUCUCCCCACGAGAGGUCCUCGGGGAGUGAGGAGGAGAACCGCCUGGCCGCCCCCAGGAAGCGCUCCCUCCGGAAGAAAAAGAAGGACCCCUUGCCCCAAGAACAGGCCUUGGGCAGCGAUGGGCUGGUGGCGGGGAUGGAGUGGUACCUCAAGGCCCAGGAGGACCUUGCGCAGACUCUCUCCCUGCCCUCUGACGAAAGGACUAGGCCGUCUCCCAAGGUCAAGGCCUCAGCCACCGCCAGCUUGCUGGGCGAGGCCAAAGCUGCAGGCGAGGGCCCCAUCUUGGGUCGAGGCCCGCUGGAAGGCGGCGGCAGCAGCAGCAGCAGCAGCUCUUUGCUUGGCACCCACGGGCCCCUAUCUUCGGCGCCCACUCUCCCGCUCGUCUCUCGAGUCUCCAAAGUGAACAUCCUCCCUUUCUCCCCAAGCCCCUGUGGGUCGCGAAGCAGCAGCCGGUAUUCCAGCACCGAGACGCUGAAAGAGGAGGACCAGUUUGGGGCCUCCUGGCCUGGCCAAGGCAGGGGCUCGCAAGGGGGUCCGGGUCUGUUCCGCUCUCCAAGCUUCAACCAAAGCGACAGCCUGGCUCGGCUGCAGGCUCAGGUGCGCGCCCGCCCCAAGUUCCCCUUGGGGAUCGUUCGAGCCAAGCAGGACUUCCCUCCGUACGAGAACCUGCGCGGCGUCGGCCUGGAGGCAGCGGAGAAGUCCAGGAACAGGAAGUCCAUGUCAAACCCGGAUAUCGCGACUGAGACGCUGGCGCUGCUCGGCUUCCUCAAGUCGGACCUUUCGGAUCUGAAGGCCAGCAGGAAGGACGGCAGGGCCAGCCAACUUGAGGAGGAGGAGGAAGACGCCUUUGGUGGCGGCAGGUGCAGAGGUUACCAGUAUGGCCUGGCCGGACAGCAGCUGGUAGGUAGAACCCAAAGUGAGGCUCAGCCGCCAAACCGCUGGGCACCGGGCGGCAGCCGGCCGACUCUGAAAGACCUCACGGCCACCCUGAGGCGGGCCAAGUCUUUCACCUAUUCGGACAAACCUGUUCCCCGCAGGCUCUUCCACCAGAGCACGAUGAAGCAGAGCUCCUCCGAGCUCCUCCUCACCAACGCCGGUGACCAAGAUGCUGUUUGUGGCCGUGGAAUUGGCCGAGGCGGUGAGGACGGCGAGUUGCCGGUCGUCAUCCAAGACCAGUACAUCCAAGAAGCCAGGCAGGUCUUCGAGAAGAUAAGCAAGAUCGGCUCCCAGCACGAUUACAACUUCGGUCUGGACCAAAAGGACGUCGGAAGCGCAGAAGGCGAAGGAGAGGAUUUGGAAACGUGGAAGGAGGGAGCUGUGGAAGAACGCCGCGGGCAGGGUUUGCGGAAGGUGGACUCCGAAGGGAACCUGUCCGGCGGGAAGUCUUUGGAGGAACUCUCGGGUCCUGAAUCCAGCAUGACGGACGAAGGCAUCGUAACCGAGCCCGAGACAGGCCCUGCCUACAGUUACCUUAACCCGUCGGUUGCGGCCUGGAAGCACCAAAGAGGAAGCGAAGGCAGCCUGUCCGCGGUGAGCUUUCCAAACCACACAGCCAAAGCGAACAGCGAGAAGUUGGGCGCCGCCGAAGAGGCCCUUCCCAACGCCAAGACAGCGCUGGAGGCGCCUUCUACGCCCAGUGCUCUCCGCCGGCGUAGGAAGUUCCCUUCGGUGGGGAAUGGCACCUCCGAGUCCAGCAGCGGGAGCAACGGUGAGUCCAACGGUGAGGCCUACCGGUCUUUAAGUGACCCCAUGCCGCACAGGAGGUCCUCCCUCACGGACGACGCAAAUAACUUCUCCGUGGACAGUAACCUCCUGGGGUCGCUGAGCUCCAAGUCGGGGAUGCCGGAGGCCUCUGCCGUCGCUCUCUCCGAGUGCGCCGCCAGCGCUGCCAGCGACCUGUCGGUCUGCAGCGAAGGCGUCAAAGACUACAGCACCGUGAUCCAGAACAUCGUCAGCCAGCCUGGCGCCCUGGACAAAGUGAUCGACGAGAAGGGCAACGGGAAAACCAUCAAGAAGAAGUCGUUCAGCGACCCCAGCCGCCGCGGAGAGCUGUCCGGCGCCGGCUUCGACGGCCCCGGGGAGCCCAUCAGCGAGAUGGACCAGAGCAUCCCUCCGUCCAGCAGCGAGCCCAUCCUGUCGGACCAGGUGAGGGAGGCCGAUGGGGGGAAACUGUACUCCCAGUCCGAGCACAUCCUGCCGGCGGCUCCAGAGGGUGACAUGGCCGAGGUCGCUCUGAGCUAUGGCUUCGACCCGAAGCUGGCCGAGGUGUUGUCGCCCAGGAUCGUUCGCCGAAGCUCGAAGAAGCGCAGCAACAGGGCCAGCUCACAGGAGGGCCAUGCCGAAGAGCCCGAUCUGCCCUCCGCCGUCGCCCCUUCCGCUCUGGGGAGAGCCAGGCCGCCCUCCAAGCACACCCGCCACGCCAGCGAGCCUGCCACCUUCAUCCCCAUUGCGGGCGCCAACACCCCCCCUCCGUUGAGCCAGAAUGUCCACGGGGCCACGCCGGACCUCCCUCGCCUGCUCCCGAAGCCCUACCCAGUCCUCCAAACACCUUCGUUGGAAGAUGUCACUAAACACUACAUCUUGGCCCUUGGUGAGCCGCCCUCUGCCGGCUCGGUGGAUACGCCCAGAUCUUCGCCCGCCACGCCGACCACGUCUGAGCCCAAACUGCCCAGGUGCCCGAAGCAUCAUGAGGAGCCGGUCGCCGGCCUGGCCAGGAGCAAGCCGCAAGUGGAUAUGCGGAAACACGUGAUUAUGACACUCCUGGACACGGAACAGUCGUACGUGGAGUCGCUGCGGACCCUGAUGCAGGGUUACAUGAAGCCCUUGAAGCUGCCGGAAAACGCCAUCCUCUGCGAUCCCGCCCUAGUGGACGAGAUCUUUGAUCAGAUCCCCGAACUGCUGGAUCACCACGAGGAGUUCCUGGAGCAGAUCAGCGAGUGCGUGCAGAGCUGGAGCGAGAAGCAGAAAGUGGGCGACAUCCUGGUGAAGUCUUUUUCCAAAGACAUCCUGGUGAACAUUUAUUCUGCCUACAUCGAUAACUUCCUCAAUGCCAAAGAUGCUGUGAGGAUCGCCAAGGAAGCCAGGCCAGCAUUUAUGAAGUUCCUGGAGCAAAGCAUGAGGGAAAACAAAGAAAAGCAGGCACUUUCAGACCUCAUGAUUAAGCCGGUUCAGCGGAUUCCACGCUAUGAGCUUCUGGUCAAGGACCUUCUCAAGCACACACCUGAAGCCCACCCCGACCACCCGUUCCUGAUGGAAGCUCAGAGGAGCAUCAAACAGGUGGCUGAGAGGAUCAACAAAGGGAUGAGGAGCGCCGAAGAGGUGGAACGGAACGCCCGGAUAGUGCAAGAGAUUGAGUCGCAUAUAGAAGGAAUGGAGGACCUUCAAGCCCCGCUGAGGAGAUUCUUGCGCCAGGAGAUGUUAGUGGAAGUGAAGGCCGUGGGCGGGAAGAAGGACCGCUCGCUUUUCCUCUUCACGGACCUGCUCGUCUGCACCACCCUGAAACGCAAAUCCGGGUCCUUGCGGCGAAGCUCCAUGAGCCUUUACACAGCAGCCAGUGUGAUCGACACAGCCAGCAAGUACAAAUUGCUCUGGAAAUUUCCGCUGGAAGACCUGGACAUUGUGAAAGGGGCUUCUCAAUCGCCCAAUCGCGAGAGUAUCCAGAAAGCCAUCUCCCGCCUGGAUGAAGACCUCAGCACCCUUGGCCAAGUUAGCAAGCUUUCAGAGACCCUCAGCUUCCCCCAUCAGAGCCUGGACGACGUUAUCAAGGACCUGAUGGCCGCCAUCCACCGCGAAUUGGCGGAGAAGCAGUCCCUUUCCUUCACCCAGUCUUUCCCGCCCAACAAAAUGGAACUCACAGCAACGAAGGCGGACGGCACGGAGUCCUACAUCUUUGAGUUCCCCAACCCAGAUGCACGCCAUAGCUUUGAGCAAGCCUUUGAGGACACCAAGAAGAAACUAGCUUCCUACAAAAACUGCUUGGACCCUGAGUUCCUGAAGGCGAUUCCCAUCAUGAAAACGAGGAGUGGAAUGCAGUUCUCCUGCGCCUCGCCCAGCCACAGCAACCCAGAGAAUGCUUACGAGGUCUGGGUGUGCAACAGCGACGGUUACGUCGGGCAGGUCUGCCUCCUCAGCGUCAAAAAGGAGCCUAUUGUCGAGGCCUGCAUCGCCGUCUGUUCUGCCAGGAUCCUCUGCAUCGCUUCUGUGCCGGGCCUCAAGCGAAGCUUCCGGGAGCGCCCCGAAUCUCUGGCCAGCCCUUCCUCAGAACCGGUUCACACGUCGAUGGACGAGUCUGGGCCCCAGCAGUGCUUGCAUAUCUCCAUUUCUGGGUCUUCCCUGGAGCUCUCAGACCCAGUGGACAGCACCAACCGAGAACUGGUCCCCUUCGACAGUGACGACACGGAUGAUGAGUCCUCACCGAGCCCUUCCGGCACCCUCCAGAGCCAAGCCAGCCACUCCACAAUAUCUUCCAGCUUCGGAAAUGAGGAGAUCCCGAGCUCUAAAGACGCAACGGCCGAGACAACCAGCUCGGAAGAGGAGCAGGACCCUGCUGGCUUCCUUCCCAUUGCCACCACUUUCGCCCAGAACAGCGACAGCCCCAUGGACGGCCGGGCGUUGAGGCGGUCAAGUCGAGGGUCAUUCACCAGAGGCAGCCUGGAGGACCUGUUGAGCAUCGACCCAGAGGCCUAUCAGAGUUCCAUGUGGCUGGGGACAGAGGAUGGCUGCAUCCAUGUCUACCAGUCCUCGGACAACAUCCGAAACAGGAAGAAUAGCAUGAAGAUGCAACAUUCGGCCUCUGUGACGUGCAUUUUGUAUCUAGAUAAUCAGGUGUUUGUAUCGCUGGCGAACGGAGAGCUCGUUGCCUACCAGAGAGAAGCCGGACGCUUUUGGGACUCUCAGAACUCCAAAUCCCUCUCUCUGGGCUCUCCUGGCAACCCUGUGACCAAAAUGGUGGCCGUGGGCGGCAAACUUUGGUGCGGAUGCCAGAACCGUGUUGUCGUCCUUAGCACAUCUUCGUUGCAGCAGGAGCACUCCUUUCACGUCGGGCAGGACAGCAACCGCAGCCUCACCUGCAUGGUGAGCUCCUCGGCGGGGGUCUGGGUCACCCUUCAGGGCAGCGCCCAGGUGAGGCUCUACCACCCUUCCAGCUACGACCAGCUGGCCGAAGUCGACGUCACGCCUCCGGUCCACAAGAUGUUGGCAGGCUCAGAUGCCAUCAUCCGCCAGCACAAGGCGGCUUGCUUGAGGAUCACCGCCAUCCUGGCCUGCAAAGACCUGCUGUGGAUCGGCACCAGCGCUGGGGUGGUCCUGACUCUGCCCAUGAUGUCCAACGCCACCUCCUUGAAGACCCCGCCAUCGCCGGUGGGCCUCUCCCAGGGACACACAGGCCACGUCCGGUUCCUCACAUCCAUCGAGCUGCCGGAAGGUUUCGACAUCCUCUUUCCCCUGCCCAGGGAUCCAGGUACAGAAAAGUCCAACGACUUGGAGAAACGGGACUCCACGAGGCACAGGCCCCCCAAGUCCAAGAUGCUCAUCAUUAGCGGCGGCGACGGGUACGAGGACUUCCGGCUCACCAGCAGCAGCGAGACAGUGGGGAGGGAUGAUAGCACAAACCACCUGCUCCUCUGGAGGGUCUGACGAGCGAGAUGAGGAACAGGGCGGACCCCUCCGGAGGGAGAGAAGCCGAGAGAGAGAGAGAGAUUGCGUCCCGUCCUUGCCGUCCCCACACGGACGCAUCCCCGUGUCUCAUCUCCCACCCUGAAUGUCUCGUGCGCAGGGUCGCCUUUCUGGAUCCGCCUCGCGGAGUUAGCGGCGCGCCUUGGGACGGGCCGCGUGCGGAACCUCCAGAACGCAAAUCCAUGUUGCACGACUCGCGCUUGCUGCUGUGUCUUGAGUAUGUGGGAGGGGGUGCGCUCAGUGAGAGAGAGGAGGAGAGAUUAGGUGCAGCCACCCCUAUGCGCCAAGCCCCAUUCAAAUGGGACUAAGAGAGAGAGAAACCAUUUAGGAAUUCAACCCUGCUUAGGAAAGAAUUGUCUGCUCUGUGUGUGCUGCUUGGUUAGAAACGCCCAGCUCAGCCGAGGAGUUGUUGAAUGUCGUCGUGUCUCCCGUUUUCGUCCGCUGAGGCCCUCGAGUCCAGAUGGCUGGGGCAACUUUCCCCCAUUCUCACCAAACACAAACACAAUCAUUUUCCGCCCCCUCUUUGGUUUCUCCUCGCCUUCCUCCAUCGGAUACAGAUGCAGAGCUACUCCACUCAAUGGCACCCUUUCAUUCAUGCAAGAACCGCUCACCAGAACCAGACACUGCGCACCAUCGUCUUGCCAACUUCUGCGAGGCACACCGCCGCCAGCAUCCAGAUAACUUGGGGGGUGGGGUGGGGGGGUCUGUUUGUGUAUAAAUUAUCUUUAUUUAUUGGCGGCUAGGAGGAGGAGCUGCUCCAGAAAGGAGGGGAAUGGGGAGGCGGACUGACACUGUUUCUGAGCAAUUUCCAAAGAGAUUGGGAUGGUGGGAUGGAGAGUGGUUUGGGGCCCUUGUCACGGUCAGAGACACCCCUGCGUCUGGGCUCAGUUGUGAUAACCGUAGGGUUGUUUCCGCACAUCAGUGUUCGAAGAUGUAAGGCUGUGUCGGGUUGCAGUGUUGAUGAUGGCCGCUACCCAAGAUGGCGGCUGGAGUUUGUCUCUGCUGAGAAGGAAGGGGAAAGAGGUUGGGCAUGGAGAAAGCCCGCUCUUGAUGGGGGAGUGGGGCAGCAGAGACAAAAUACAAGAAUCUUGACAGGAUAAUUGUGCAAUAUUGAGCAGCUUUCCCCACCAACCCCGCACAGGCCGCACCACAGAGGCCUCGUCCGUUACCAGGGCAACCGUACUCCAUGUUGUCAGGGGAUGGGUGGGCAGGAGUUUGCAACACCCUGGUCUUCUACCUUGUACAGUAUUUAUGAUUU